GGUCGUGGUCGUGGUCGUGGUGUCAUCUUCACACAUUUCGCUCCCAGCCGCCAGCCAUCAGCCUUUAGCCUGGCCUAGGCUGGGCUAAAUUGUGCUGUGCCGUACUAUGUUGGGCUGUGUUGUGCUGGGGGCAAGCGCUCAUUAGUUGCAAGUUAUUAUUAUAACAUCUUCAAUCGAAACAGCAGGAGGUGGCAUAUUUUGGGCAUACAGGUGUAAGCGCGUUGGCGGCAGCAAACAUUAUUAUUUUUUUUUUCGACGCUCAAAAGAAAACUGCAUACCAGUACUUUUAAAACAGCAACUACAACUACUGCUUUAUAAUCGUUUGCUCUACAACAACACCAUUACGAAUUGUUGGCGCUUUAGUUGGCUCCAAAGAAAGCGCUGCCAGCGUGUAACACCCAGUGGCAAACGCCCAACGAACAACGUGUCGCAUUGCCAAACGUACGCGCAUCCAACGCGAACACGCUCCGUGCCACACUACAAGCGCAAUCGUAAUUAGAAAACGCAUUUGCAGUCAAAAUUUAUUGCAUUGUCCUUAACGUGUUGUCGCUGUCGUAGUCGUUGUUGUGUACUUCGUUGUGCCGUUACGUAUCGUCUCACACCUAUUAAAAACAUCUGGUGUCGUCCUUAUUGUUACUAAACGUAUAAAAAAAAGUGAGCAUCCUUUGCUGUAUCGGAAAGUUUUGUGACUAGUUUUUAACAAAGCAACGGCAUGGAUGAACUCUCCAAAGACCAAAUCGAAUUGCUGCGUAACGCGUUCAAUGCAUUCGAUGCCGAGAAGAAUGGCUACAUCAACACCACCAUGGUGGGCACCAUUCUCAGUAUGUUGGGCCAUCAGUUAGACGAUGCCAUGCUUGCCGAAAUUAUCGCUGAAGUCGAUGAAGAUGGUUCGGGACAAAUUGAGUUCGAAGAAUUCACCACAUUGGCGGCGCGUUUCCUUGUUGAAGAGGAUGCUGAAGCGAUGCAAGCCGAACUGAAGGAGGCAUUCCGUUUGUACGAUAAGGAGGGCAACGGUUACAUCACCACCGGUGUGCUGCGUGAAAUUCUGCGUGAAUUGGAUGAUAAGUUGACAAAUGACGAUUUGGACAUGAUGAUUGAGGAAAUCGAUUCUGAUGGCUCCGGAACGGUUGAUUUUGAUGAAUUCAUGGAGGUCAUGACUGGCGAGUAAAGAGUGUAUUGGCAACUAGGCGCAACGUAAUGCAAUUGCUUCAGUUUUUUUUUUUUGUAAUUACUUAUAUACCUAUGUUUACUGCCUAUAGCAAUUAAAGAUUGAAGGAACACUCACACACUAACUCGUCAGGCAAUUCAUCAGCGUAACGCAAAUCAUGUCUUGUCAACUUUUGGUUUUUGUUUUUUUGAUAUUAUUAUUUUACUUGCGAAUUGGCGUCUUUUUUUGGAAAUGAUUGCACUGCAAGUAAUUUCUUAUACUUAUACUUAUAUUUAUAUUUAUUGUUGUAGUUUUAUUGUUUCAUGUCAUAGAGACUAAAAAUUAAAAAUUAAAUCAACAAAAGAAAAGCAAACGUUAAAUGUUAAAGUGCUUUAUGUUAUACUUAAAAAUAUUGUUAAUUUUUCAUGCACUUACAUACAUAUAUACUUAUAUACGUUUAUUUAUUAGAAACAUGCUCUACAUUUUAAAGUUUUGUGUCCAAUUUUUAUUAUACAAUAACCAAACCAAACUGCUUAAAAUACUCAAUCACUGGCUUGUGACCGUCUGAAUACACUGUAGUCACAAAUGUCAAACAUUAAUAAAAUACAUUACAUUUUUACAUAUA
Molecule: messenger RNA, 1772 nt
Organism: Rhagoletis zephyria (snowberry fruit fly)
Lineage: Eukaryota; Metazoa; Arthropoda; Insecta; Diptera; Tephritidae
Product: troponin C
Cellular component (GO): myosin II complex
Molecular function (GO): calcium ion binding
Source: RefSeq, a predicted model, not a curated record